AUUGCAAAUUACCAAUAAGAGUCCGACACGUGACUGAAAUUUCCAUAUAAACUGAAACGAGGGCCUUUGUGGGGACACCACCCGAUUGGCGCGGAUAUUCAAAGACAGAAUUUUUCCUCUCACCGGAAAGACCAGAAACAACGUCGUCGGUUAACCAUCUCCUCUUCCCGUCAUCACCAAUCUUCUCCGACUACCAAAUUUUCUUUAUAAUCUCCUCCCACCUUCCAUAAGACGGCAGCUCCAUCUACCGUCGAUUAAAUUUCCAGGAGGCUUUCGUUUCUAAAUUUGUUUGCGUUUCACAUCGGAGAAGACAAGGCGUAUCUACUUUCUCAUGUUUUUAAUUUAAUCCGAUCAUCGUUUCAUUCCUUAAACUUAGAAAUGGAUAAUAUAAAAUCCCCAUUUAAAGGAAUCUCCAUCGAUUUCCAAAAAAGAAAAGCAUGUUACAAGGAGGAUUGGAUUUCUGCAUUUCGCUCUGGCCCCAGGAUUUUUGCGCCAACUACCUACAUUUUCUUCGCUUCAGCUCUUCCCGUCAUUGCCUUCGGUGCGCAACUUAGCAGAGAAACAGAUGGAACCUUGAGCACGGUUGAAACUUUAGCUUCGACGGCCAUUUGCGGUAUCAUACAUUCAAUAUUUGGUGGGCAACCGUUGUUGAUUUUAGGGGUGGCAGAGCCAACAGUUAUAAUGUAUAAUUACCUGUACAGUUUCGCUAAAGGAAGGCCCGAUUUGGGAAAGGAGUUGUUCUUGGCUUGGGCUGGAUGGGUGUGUGUCUGGACGGCUCUCCUUCUCUUUUUCCUUGCCAUUUUCAAUGCAUGUACGAUUAUCUGUAAAUUUACAAGGGUUGCUGAUGAACUGUUUGGCAUGUUAAUAACGGUUCUUUUUCUUCAGCAGGCCAUAAAGGGAAUGGUAGGUGAAUUUAAGGUUCCCGAAGGCGACGACCCGAAUUCAGAAGAGUAUCAAUUUCAGUGGUUAUAUGUAAACGGGCUUUUGGGUGUUGUAUUUACCUUUGGUCUACUUUUAACAUCUUUAAAGAGCACAAAGGCAAGAUCAUGGAAAUACGGAACUGGAUGGUUUCGAAGCUUUCUUGCGGAUUAUGGUGUUCCAUUGAUGGUUGUAGUUUGGUCAGCACUGUCCUUUAGUGUACCGGAAAAUGUUCCUUCUGAUGUUCCCAGGAGGCUUGUGAGUCCCCUUCCUUGGGAGCCUGCUUCAUUGCAGCAUUGGUCAGUGAUCAAGGACAUGGGUAAGGUCCCACCAAUGUACAUAUUUGCUGCAUUCAUACCAGCUAUAAUGGUUGCUGGUCUUUAUUUUUUUGACCAUAGUGUUGCGUCACAAAUGGCACAACAGGAGGAAUUUAAUCUCAAGAAGCCAUCUGCUUAUCAUUAUGACAUCUUAGUUCUCGGUUUCAUGACAUUGCUAUGCGGACUGGUUGGACUGCCUCCAUCCAAUGGGGUACUCCCACAAUCUCCCAUGCACACUAAAAGCCUUGCUACUCUCAGAAAACAGAUAAUUAAAAGGAAGAUGGUGAAGAGAGCCAAGGAGUGCAUGAAGCAAAAUGCAAGCAACUCUGAAAUUUAUGGCAGAAUGCAGGAGGUGUUCAUAGAAGUUGACAAAACUCCAGCACCUUCCGCAGCUGAAGAGCUUAAGGACUUGAAGAAUGCAGUUUUUAAAAGUGAAGAUGCAGAGAGUACUGAUGGUAGUUUUGAUCCAGAAAAGGACAUUGAUACUUACCUGCCUGUCCGGGUUAAUGAACAAAGACUUACCAACCUAUUACAGUCCCUUCUUGUUGCAGCAUCUGUGCUUGCCAUGCCCGUAAUUAAGAAGAUACCCACAUCAGUUCUCUGGGGAUAUUUCGCUUAUAUGGCCAUUGACAGUCUUCCUGGGAGUCAGCUCUGGGAAAGAACAUUGCUGCUUUUCAUUACUCCUAGUCGGCGCUACAAGGUUUUGGAAGGAGCGCAUGCUGCUUUUGUGGAGUCAGUGCCAUUCAGGCAAAUUUCAAUAUUUACACUCUUCCAACUAUUAUAUCUUCUGAUUUGUUUUGGAGUGACAUGGAUACCAAUUGCUGGAAUACUGUUCCCUUUGCCAUUCUUUUUGCUUAUAAGCAUAAGGCAGCAUGUUCUCCCCAAAUUUUUUGAUCCAAGUCACCUUCAAGCAUUAGACGCAGCAGAAUAUGAGGAAAUGGAUGGUCAUGGUCAUGGAUUCCAGGAUCAGGAAGAAAAUAGCUCAGGGGAUGAAGAUAGAGACAAUUUUGAGCUACUGGAUUUGUUGACUACCAGUAGAGGAGAGUUGAAGCAUAGAACAAGAAGCUUCAGUGAAGAUAGGCCUGGCCAGGUUUACCCAGAAGAGAACCAUUGACAGACAUGGAGAAGGGUGAUUGCCUCUUACAUAGAGAUUCAAUGGAAAGAAUCUUUUACUUUCCCCAGAAAACGGGUGGGGGAAAGGGGAAGAAAACUGAAAAACAAGGAAAGCACAAAAGAUGUACAUUAUUUUCCUUCUUCUCAAGGCAGGUUCUAAAUCAGAAAUGUAACAAUACUUUAUGAUUAUUUUUCAAUUCCUCCUUUGUUCUGGCUCCAAAUAUGGAGUCAGGGAAAAUAGCUAAUAGAUAGUCUCAAAAUUA
Molecule: messenger RNA, 2611 nt
Organism: Rubroshorea leprosula
Lineage: Eukaryota; Viridiplantae; Streptophyta; Magnoliopsida; Malvales; Dipterocarpaceae
Source: the annotation of a GenBank genome assembly